ACAGAACCCAUCACUAUAUCUCAGAAGUUAGUUGUCAAAUAAUAUUAUAACUUUUCAGGGAAGCAAAGAAAAGUUGAAAAAUAUCAAGGUCACGAUGUCGGACAACGAAAUAGAGUCCUAUAUGGAGGAGUUGGAAGAGGAGAUGCUUGCGGCCAGAGGCAGAAUUCCCAUUGUGGGUCCAGUGAGUCCCAAUCCAAAUCUCCAUAUGGUCGACUAUGCACCACUCUUUUCCUCCUCGAUCACCUCACUGGAUGGUGGUAGCCAGGGAUCCUAUUCCGAUUCGGAAUUCGAAAUGAACAUGAACAGGACACCUUCCCCUAGAUUCGGUAGUCGCAGUGAAAUCGAACAGGCCAUUGCAGCCGAAUUAGAGGCCGCCGAUAUUGCUCAAUCCUUGGAGAAUUGGCGUUCGGCUUUGAGAACAGUACCAGCUACCACAGAUUUGACCUUGCCACAGACACGCCUUCUUAACAUGGGUCGUUCCCCUUCACCAUCUUCACCCUACUCGGCCUCGCCAUCGACCUCGAUAUCGCAAUUGAUUCAGCAGAGAACCCGCAGGGUCAGGCGUCUGCAAAUGCUGAAUUCCAUGAUCCAGGAUCUGCAGGAUAGCCUGCCAGCGAUCGGUGAGCGUCGUCGUCGUCAUCGCAAUCGUCGACGAAGGAUUGUUCAUUUCGAGGAUCAUGACCAUUACCACGAGCGAUUCCCAUCGAAUGCCUAUGCCGAGGUCCUGCGUCGUGGCAAUAGCAUGAGUGAUUGCAGCCAAUGCAGCAGUGCCGAGGAGGAUGCCCCCAUAGUUCCCAGUCAUCUGGUGGAGUGGUCAUACCCAGGACCAACUAAUUAAUUAAAUUUUAAUGCAUUUUGAUAUUUUAAAAUGUAUAUAUAUUAUAUUAUAUAUACUUUUUGGACAAGGGACUAGAAUAUAAGGCUGUGUUUACAUCAAACUAAAAUUCAAAUGGAAAUAAAUAAAAGAGGAAUUUCCCUA
This is a messenger RNA of Drosophila serrata, 979 nucleotides long. RefSeq lists its product as uncharacterized. NCBI's taxonomy places the organism in Eukaryota, Metazoa, Arthropoda, Insecta, Diptera, Drosophilidae. The record is from RefSeq and is a predicted model, not a curated record.